Ciona intestinalis (vase tunicate) is the source of this 2465-nucleotide messenger RNA. Lineage: Eukaryota; Metazoa; Chordata; Ascidiacea; Phlebobranchia; Cionidae. The record is from RefSeq and is a predicted model, not a curated record.
GUUGUAUUAUUAAUUUGCUUUUAAAACGACAAGAUUUUGCAAAGAUACUGGCUUGUUCUUCUGAGAGCUUUAGAUUGCUUUGUGCAAAAAGCAGAUGCGACGCGUCUCUCGUCCUAAAAAGGCGAGAACCCAACUGCUGAUUGAUUAAGAAAAAGGUACAUUGGAUAUUAAAGUUGUUAUUCUUCAAUGAAAGGUUACUAACUUGCACAGACAACAUGGAAUCGAUAAACACUUGCAAGUCAGUGGAUAUAAAAGGGCGAACGGCAAGCACAAAACCAAGAAGCCCAGCAAAAAAACGGCAAGAGUUGAACGAACCGUUAGUAUUUACUGGCAGCGCCAUGAACGCCACACGGAGACGAACCCAGUGGAAAAAUACUUCUUCUAAACAGGAGUCACUUAGAGACAGUCUGCUGACGAACAGCAGUGUAGAAGAUACACUUUGCUCGUCAUUUGAAUCUAGAGCGAGCGUCAGGGGUUACAACAGAAACAGCAGAGAGCAGAAAUCCAGCUCACUCGAUAUUGAAAACUCAAACUUUCUUAAAGUACCUUCACCUAACAGCGGGCGGCAAUCUUUCUACUCGACAUCGCCGUCUACAGACGAAGGCAUUGUAACUGACGAUCAUGAACAGCAACUGCAAGACGAACCCCAACCAGCUGUAACUCAGAACGGAUUUUUGGAACGAAAUUUGCGGCCGAAUUGCAGCAAAGUGUAUCAGAAUCCUAGCAACAAAGAACCAAUUGAAUCGCAGUACAUGUUGGCUUACCGUACGGGCCGAGGAGCAAUACAGCAUAAGGCUGGCAGCGAUGCGGAGUGCAAUGAUAUGAUCAUGGGGAGAACCGAACAACUUAGAAGCUAUGACUCUGGUGGCCACACCGGAAUAUAUCCGCACAAUGAAAAUCUCUACCGCCACAUAAACUACAAUGCGAAUACCUACGGGCCAGCACAAACAGCCACAUGGAGACGGUAUAAAUAUUAUAGAAACGGUCCCAGUAUGAGUGACGAUACUCAGACCAUGCAAUGCUAUAGCAGACCAGACAGCAACAGACAUAUUCAAAGAAGGCAAAAGCCCUUGAUUCGCCGGAACACAGAAUCGUCUAGACUGUUGUUAAACGGAUCAUCGGAAAACGUUUGGCAUCACUUGCCCCCGCCGAAUGUAAACAGCUUGCAAAUUCAAAGCCAAGAUACAAGUCCCUGUUACUGUGAAAACGAACCUACACCAGAAGAGAUAACACUCUCCCCGCUAAUGGAAAGUAGAGAGGCAUCAGAAAGUGGCAGAAGCGGUCCAGAGAAAAUUACCCGGGCAAUAAGUCAGCAGAAAAGCUUUGAUAACAAUCAGUGCGAUCAGCAGCACCAGAUCCAGGCGCAUAGAAACGAAAAUAAUACCCCUUCCUCCUACGGUGAAAAGGACAAAAACGACAACCCGAAAAACGGCGAAAACAGCCCCGUAAAUGGGAAACCACUGGACGAAAUGGUUGAUACACAAUCACCGACCGCAUGGAGUGAAAAGGACGUCACCACAAAUUCUUUGAACACCCCUUCCCGAACUGGAUCAACAAAAUCUGCCAUUGCUGACGCGCUUUCGACUACAGUAGUGGCUACAGCUACAGGCAGCGUUAUACCAGAGAGCAGUCUUACUGCAAAGGAAAAACAAAAAAGUUUAACAGAGCGUCUCAUGACAGUUGGGCCAUGCGAUCAACGAAGAGUUCAGGGCAUUGUAGAAGAUAUACUAUGCGAGAUGGGAGAGGAACGAAUUGUUCAAUACAAGAACGCUUUCGCUAAGUUUGACAAGGAUUCCAGUGGCAUAAUCAGCUCAAAGCAACUGCGACAGUUAUUGCGUACAUUAGGCCAUAACCCGAGUGAUAUUGUGUUGAGGGAGUUGGUCAACCAAGUCGACAUGGACGAAAACGGAAAAAUUGACUUCAACGAGUUUAUAAUAAUGAUCGGAUACUUUGACAAGGCGAACAACGAAGACGAAGACCUGAGUAAUAUCUUCCGUGUGUUUGACCGUCAUGAAAGGGGGUGUAUUGACGUAGAAGAACUACGAAAUAUAUGGAACAAUUUUCUACAAGGCAUGGCACCCGUUGACGAGUUUGAAGAAAUGAUUCGGGUCGUAGACAACGACGGAAACGGGGAAAUAAAUCGCAUUGAACUUCUUGAGAUACUUAGCACUCGAUGAUUUUUGUUUUCUGUGAUCUCUUGCACUGCUUUCUGCGUCCUGUAUUGCUCUCUCCAUACAUGGUUGGCCUUAAAACUACUACUGCUCAUCGUACAUUUGCGUUCUAUGUUAUUUUAGAGCUGAAGCUGAAAGUUUUUUUUGAGGCUGUUAUUUUUUUAAGGCUGUUAUACAGACUUUUUUGAGGCUGUUAUUUUUUGCUUGUAGGCUGUAUUUUUUUUUUGACGAAUCUAAACAGCUGGUUCUAUUUCACUUGAAAUUGUUGGUAAAAUACAUUCAUAAUCAAGUUAA